Molecule: messenger RNA, 1941 nt
Organism: Dalotia coriaria
Lineage: Eukaryota; Metazoa; Arthropoda; Insecta; Coleoptera; Staphylinidae
Gene: spz6
Product: Spaetzle domain-containing protein 6
Exons: 6
Coding region: 325-1638 (437 amino acids)
Biological process (GO): central nervous system formation; innate immune response
Cellular component (GO): extracellular region
Molecular function (GO): Toll binding; growth factor activity
Source: RefSeq, a predicted model, not a curated record
AAGCGCUGAAGAUAUGCGUGUCCCGUUAGGCGUUGCUUGCGUUCGUCAUCGGGCGCACACCUUGCGUCUCGUUUCCCACUUCUUCGGGGCCACCGCCAAAGAACAAGAAGAAGAAGAAGACGUGAACGACAGCAGCGUCCAGACAGUUUAGACGCGACGAUCCAACCCGCUUCAACGCACCCAAAAGACCCAAAACUUCAAACUAUUCGGGAUUUGGUUAAAACUUUCAAACACAUAACAUACGAGCUCCGCCAGGUUGACGAAAUAAGUUUUGUUUACAGUGAUACAAAGUGCAUAUUUUAAAUAUCGGGAAAUUUUGCUAAAAUGAAGUGGAUUAAUUUUUCAUGUUGGUUAUUUAUAUUAUUAAGUACGUGCUCGUGUCAAAUCAAACCAGAAGUAGAAGAAGGCAAAGAUUUUAAAGAACCUAUACCGCAACCAUCGCCAGGGGCGUUGGCAGGAGCAGCUGCAUCCGCCUCUAGUACAGAAGAUCCGCCCGAAGGUUACUAUGCGUUUGUUGAAUCACCAAAUGCUGAACCGCCCAGAGUACGCCCACCUCCGUAUACGUUCGCGUCAGUGGACUGCGGUUCCACAGGCGGAGACCGGCGAGAUGAUGAUGAGCGUCCGAUGGGCGGUCCAUCCGCUUCACCACGUAAUAUUUGUGGUGAUCUUAACAAAGGGACCAUACCAAGGAACCCAAUGGGGCAAAAUGUUUUAGGGUCACCAUAUCCUUUUGAAUUAAUUCGUAAUAUGACCUUGAAAUAUCUGAGCCGUACGCUACCUAUUUUGAAAGCAGAUGAAACACUCCCAAAAGUUGCCCAGCUCCAAGAUGAUCUUGUUUCACAAAACACUAUCACACCUUACCAACACACGGAUCGUGUGAGGCGUCAAGCACCUCGUAGCUCCGCCCCUGUGCAAAGCUCCACCUCUGAUGUGGACGCUGACGAAGCAAAUCGUAAAGGUAAAAAGUUCUGCGACCAAGGCGGAGUCUUCUGCAUGUUGUAUAAAGCAAUAAAUGGUGAACCACAUUCAUCUGGACCGUCAUCCACUGUACAUUUACCUAUUGAAAGACGAGAUGAUGCACAGUCACCAGUUCCACGCUACGAAGGACCGCCCACUCCAUGUCCGGCUAAAGUAGAAUACGCCACGCCUGUUUUCGCCAAGAACUAUCAAGGCAUAUGGCGUUAUGUGGUGCAAAUACCUUAUGAAGGAUAUUUUACUCAAACAGUUGAAGUUACCAGAUGUUUACAAUCACGUUGUCACUACUUGGACGGCGGUUGUUUAUCUUCACCAAGAUGGUCAAGUCUAUUAGUCGCUGAAAUUUACUACCCUGAUACGGUCCUGUCUAACCCCGAGAUGAGUAAUCCACCUAGGAGUCCAGUAGCCGCGUCACAACCACCAUCAGUUCAAGAUUUUCAGAAUUAUCAACAGUAUUUACACAAACGCGCUGGUUUGCAAGCCCCGCCCAUCGAUUCCACCACAACGACGUCAAAACCCACACAUUGUGACGGCGUGGAUGCAUUGGGUUGCUUCCAGGUGCGGCUCUACUACGACUGGUUCCUCAUCCCCGGCUCGUGCAAGUGCUGGCGACCUGAUUACUUCAACAAGUACGUGCGCAGGAAAAGCCAGCAGGAUUUAUAAACGCAUCGAACACAUUGUAUCAUAACUUUUUACGUGCGGCGAUCAUCCGCAACGCAAGCACUUAGCAGUAAACUGAUAGCGAGCAAAAAAAAAAAAACAACAAAAGCGGAAUACGUGUUUAGGGAGUAAUUUUUAAGAUAAGACUGUUUUGUACCGUACUGUACUGUACUUCUUUUGCACGUUUUAUUUAAUGUGUGUGUGUGCGUUUUUUUAAAUGUUUUGUUUACGAUCACUCGAAGCUGUGUUAAUUCUAUGUGCGUAAUUAAUGUCGCUUUGAUUGAAUAAAUUUAUAUCUAUUCGAUA